AAUUAUUUGUCAUUACCGCCAAAUUACGGCGGCGUUGCUGCCAUUUUGUGAACCCCGCUACAGGAAGUGAGUGUUGUAGGUGCUACGCAGGCGCAAAUUGACCUUUCGGUUGAAGAACCCGUCGGUCACAUAUCACUCCGGACCGUAGUUAAUACUCUACCACAAAAUGGGUGACAUUGAGGACACACACUUCGAGACCGGGGACUCCGGAGCUUCGGCCACCUUCCCCAUGCAAUGCUCCGCCUUGCGCAAGAACGGCUUCGUCAUGCUCAAAGGUCGCCCCUGCAAGAUUGUUGAGAUGUCCACCUCCAAGACUGGAAAGCACGGUCAUGCUAAAGUCCACUUGGUCGGAAUUGAUAUUUUCAACGGCAAGAAAUACGAAGAUAUUUGCCCCUCCACCCACAACAUGGACGUCCCCCACGUGAAGCGCGAGGACUACCAGCUGACCGACAUCUCUGACGACGGCUACCUGACCCUGAUGGCUGACAACGGCGACCUCCGCGAGGACCUCAAGAUCCCAGACGGAGAUCUGGGCACCCAACUCCGCUCGGACUUUGACAGCGGCAAAGAGCUGCUGUGUACCGUGCUGAAAUCCUGCGGCGAGGAGUGUGUGAUUGCAGUUAAGGCAAAUACGGCUCUCGACAAAUAAACAACCACUCACAUCAAUAGGGAUAUAACAAGCGUAUAAUUUUUUUUACAAUCAAACAACUCUUACAUAAAUGUAAAACAUAAUAUUAUGUAUAAUUUAACGUAAAAUAUCGCGGCGCGGCGCGGGUCGCCGCACCGUGGUGGAGUCCAGGGCGGCUCGGUCAGAACAAUAAUAUAAAGAAAAGCGACAUCUUCGCGUUUUUUUGGUUGUGAGACCAUCUCCUGGAUCCGUCGCGGUGCGUCCACACCACACACGUGUCCACACACCCACGGCAGGCCGCGCGACCCCAGGUGAUCGCGUGCACGGCGUUUGAUAGGCAGCGGUCCACUUGUAUUAAGGAUUUGAAUCUAGGGGUAUUGUUGUAAUGUGAAUGCUGAAAUCUGGCCUCUAGACCCUCUUCGGAGAAUAGGCUACCGUUUAAUCACUUGACCGCGAUUGGUUGCGGGAACGAUCUUAGUAUCGCUCGUGUACGUGGCCGUUUCUCGGGAGAGGGUGGGAAGGAUGACUACGCAUGCUGUCCGCACAGUGCACUACGACGUAUGUUACAUACGAGGCCAGGGGUCGCCACCGACAGAUCUCCGCCGCCGUGCGCCCGCGCCGCGCCGACCGGAACUUCUCGUUUGUUUGUUAUGUUUGUUCUCUUUUCGCUUCAUCGUCUAAUUUAAACGUUACGUGGCGCUCCGAGAGUUUGUGGAUCGACAUCGGUGUGAUGAAUUCCAUGUGGUGGAUAUUAAAUGUUUUAUAGUGAUUUAUUAUCUGACGAAAAGACGGACGCAAACUUGAAGUUAUUACCAUAUUUUAAUGCUAAAUUAAUUAAUACAUAUAAAAAAUCAAGAAAAACGAUAAAAAAAUAGAAAUAAAGGAAAUUCUUGAACGAGGUGUGUGAUUCUUUGAGGCCGUCGCGAGGCGGUGGUCGCGCCGGCGACGUUAUAUCCCUUCAUGUGUAACACAACAUCUGUUCAAAUACCGCCGAGCUCACUGCCGUGCCGUGUCGGCUGUCCGGCCGGCGACAACACCUCUUGUGCUAAAUCGAUGACGAAGACUGACGAACUGUUGACUGUGUGCUGCCGCUCUGGGACCUUCACCAAGUCUACCGCUCGAAUCUGACAUUUAAAGUUACCGUCUGAAGGCUCCAGAGGCGACAUCACGGAGCACCACCUCCUCAGUCAAGACUGAAUAUGCAUUUUUGUAGAAGAAGUAUUGAUUUGUUUUAAUAUAAGGAAAUAGAACAAUGUUGAUAGAAUUGUGCUCAUCGGCCUUCCCUUGCUCUCUUUUUUUGCAUAUUUGAACACAUGAAUUGUUACACAUCGCUCGAGUGGGUCGCGUUUGCCUAACGUAUUAACUAAAUUACUUAUUGGCACGGCAGAUGCCUUCGAUGACUAGACCAAGCGUGUCCGUUAUUUAUUAUAAAAUAACAUCAAUAAAAUUGUCAUAGACGAUAUGAUAUACGAAAUUAAUGUAAGGUAAGGCCCUAUAGGAGAGAUAUUUUUUUAUGCAUUCAACUAAAUUCGUACAUCGCAAGUUGUAGAGUUAACUUUAGGCUGUUACAUGACAGGUUUAACUGUUUAUGUUCCGAUUACUGUACAUUACUUUCGAAAUUGCAUAAUCGUUAUUGUUGGUGAAGUUUUUAUACUUAGCAGCUUUUAAUCAGGUUUUUAUUUUAUAAAACCCUUUGGUAUUUGUGAAGACAUCGGGAGGUGUAAAAUAAAACACUUAAAGUCCAUAACAACUUUUCUUUCUGUCGCGAGCGGUCCCUCCCCAAUACUUGGGAAAGUGUACAAUCCUAUGGGAAUUCUCUUUUAUACUAUCUAAUAUUUUAGAAUUAAUACGCAUUAAAUGUGAGGAAUCUUUUUGUGCCGAUUUAGGGAAUAAUUGUUGGUGCACAUUAAGUUAUCUUUAGGAAUAUAUUUCUCUUGCUCACACGGUCUUACAACUAUUUCUACAAUGGAACUAUCCCUGUGUCAAAGUUCUAAGUACUAACAUUUCCAGUUGAUUGUUACCUACAGUGUUUUGACAUUAUAAUGUCUGAAUUGAUGUAUAGCUUGUCACUGCAAGUUUUUUAAACUAACUACUUUAAAGUUGGAUGUAACGCGUGUCCUAACAAUAACUAAUUGCACUGAAACAGCGCAGCAGUUGAAUGUAAUGUGUAAAAGUGAAGACCUUGUGUUUAAGAGAUAAGCAUCAAAUAAGCGACGACACUUUAAUGUGCGAAUUUUAAUUUAGAAAUCUUAAAUAUUUUUUUAUAAAGGGGCGUAGGUUGGGUUGAAAACGUGUGAUGGUAAAAAGAAUUAAGUUCUGUAUAUACGUAAGAUGGGAAACUACAAAGUUGGAUAAAAAUAUCAAUAAUAAACCACUAAGGAACUAAACGUAAUGACUGGUCGCGUAUGUCGUGCAAGCACUACCGAAUUACAUUGCAAUGGCCAAUAACUAAUGUAAAUGCAGUUAUAAGUAUUUAACAAGUCUGUCGAAAUAAAUCUGUACAAAACGAA
Messenger RNA from Cydia fagiglandana, 3138 nucleotides. It is a transcript of the gene eEF5, whose product is annotated as eukaryotic translation initiation factor 5A. Gene Ontology annotation, biological process: positive regulation of translational elongation; translational elongation; positive regulation of translational termination. Gene Ontology annotation, molecular function: translation elongation factor activity; ribosome binding; RNA binding. NCBI's taxonomy places the organism in Eukaryota, Metazoa, Arthropoda, Insecta, Lepidoptera, Tortricidae. The transcript is spliced from 4 exons. Bases 167 to 649 code for a protein of 160 amino acids. The record is from RefSeq and is a predicted model, not a curated record.